GUCCAUUGUUACGUGGGUACAGGGGAGAAUCAAACACUUUCACACUAGCAGUAUUAUGUCAUUUAGGUUUUUUUAUUUAUUUUUUUGUGAUAGAGUUAAAUAUUAUUGAGAAUGGGAAUUAUUUUAGACCUUUUUUAUGCGUUUAGCUUUGCCCAGGCAAUCGACUACAUUUGUCUGAUGGUAAGUCUGCCCCUGCUGGCUUCCACUGGACUUCUUUAAAGUUAUUCAAAAAUCAGUUAUACACAUGUCUCAAAGUACAUAAUUUACCAUUAUCAUAGAUGUAAAGAUAGAUUAAAGACGUUUUAACUUAAUAUUUCAUGAAUCAGAAUCCAAAUCAGAGUUACUGUAUUUCAGAAAGAAAAAUAAAUGGUUGUAAUGUAUCAUAAAUCCGCUAGAUGGCAACAAAGUACACGGUGAAACUUGUGAGUCUGGGUGAAACACGGAGGGUUAGCUAAAGAAAAAAACGAAAACAGUGGAAUAAUUUAGCACAAGAAAGAUGUAAAAAAAUGUCAACACGCGUCUAAACUUUAUUUAUUUAUCUUAAUAAAUGGAGAUAUAAGAAUUUUUGAUCCGGAGUUUGCGAUUUUCUCCCCUGUUUUUGACAUCUCACGGCCACCGUAGUUUGAGUCUCGUUGGCAACUUUCUUUACAGCGUUUCGUUGUUUGCAGAAAAUAAAGGAUGGAGCCAAUCUCCAGCCUGUGUACCCCAGCUCUGGUUGUGGAUUUGGACAUAGUGAAGAGAAACGCUCAGAGAAUGAUCGAGCGCUUCCAGAAAAUGGGGGUCCAGCUUCGCCCACACAUGAAGACCCACAAAACUCUAGAGUGUGCAGACAUAAUGACUGCUGAAUCGAGGAGGUGCAUUGUUGUUUCCACCCUGGCGGAGGCCUCUUUCUAUGCUGAACAUGGAUUUGAUGACAUCCUCUAUGCCUACUGCCUCCCAUUUGAUAAGGUUGAGCGUUGUGCCGCACUGUCAGAGAAACUGGAUCUAUUCCAAGUUCUACUGGACCAUCCCGAUGCCCUGGAUCAGCUCAAAAAGAGGCCACUGACAAAUGGCCGCCUGUGGCACAUCUGGCUCAAGCUGGACUGUGGCAACGGGAGGGCCGGUGUGCUUCACUCAGAGCCAGGCGCGCUCCAGCUGGCCCAAGCGAUUGCUGGGACGGAGGGUGUGGAGCUGACUGGAGUGUACGCUCACUGUGGGAACACCUACAGCUGCAAAGGGGCGGAGCAAAUACAGGCAGUCGCGCAGGAAACCACCAACUUUGUUCUGGAUUUCAUGGAAAAGUUGAGAGCUGUCGGCAUCACUUGUAAGUCCAGCAUCGGCUCGACUCCCUCCUGUAGUCACCCAGUCAAAGACAUGUCAAAGCUGGAUGAGGUGCACCCCGGAAACUACGUCUUUUAUGAUGUGCAGCAGUCUACUAUUGGCUCCUGCUGUCUGGACGACGUGGCCGUGAGGGUUUUAACAAGAGUCAUCGGACACUGUCCUCACAGGAACCAGCUCCUGAUCGACUGUGGAUGGAGUGGAAUCAGUUUGGAUGGAGCAGGAAAACUUCCCACUGGAUAUGCUGUAAUAGAAGGACAUCCAAACCUCAAGUUGCUGUCUAUGACUCAGGAGCAUGGAAGAGUGGAGCCGAUCUCAGGUUCACUGGAUUAUAGCAAAUACCCUCUUGGCUCUUUGCUCACAUUGAUCCCCUAUCAUUCGUGUGCGACCACCAUGAUGCAUCCUGUAUAUCACGUUCAUUCUGGAGGACAUCUGCUGGGGAAGUGGACCCCCACUCGAGGGUGGUGAACACCUAUCCAGCUGUCAUAAGCACAAUACCUGCUUCAUGGGAUAAGUGUGUGCAUAGUUUAAGGGAAACCUUUUGGAAUCGACCUCUGUCUGUAUAGUGGAGAUCCAAGUGAUGGAAGGUCAUAUUACAUAAAUAAAGUAUUUAAUUCCAAGAUCUGUAGAUUUAUUUUGGUCAAAUUGGGCAAAUAACAGUUUUAAUAAACUUCCAUGUAACACAAGUCUUAAAAAUGCUGUUUCUAUCAGUUGAUUGGAUUUCAUUAUGUAAAAUUAUAUUAGAAUACACAGACUGGUAGUGUGAUAGCCAAUCCUUAACAUAUAAACAAUUUUAUCUGCAGGUUCAUUGACUUUAGCAGCUUGAUUCUGAAAUUAUUUCAUAAAUAAAUGUAAGACUGUUAAAUCAUGUCUGCAUGUUCCCAUUAUAUUAUUACUCAUAUAUGUUACUUAGGGAUAAUUAAAACAUUUACAAAUGUGUGAAGUUCCAGUUUAAGCAGAAGUCCCAUUUUUCUAGACAAUUAUAUGAAAAAAAAUGUAAACCAAGCACUGAUAAUUUGAUAUUUUUAUAGUUAAAAAUGUGUGUAGAUGUUGAACUUAAUAAAAUCACUCCUGUCUUCAAAUUACUGUAUUAAAAUUCAAAUUAUUUUUUACUUUCCUUUUGGGUCUUUUCCACAGUUUCUGUUGAAAAAUUAAUAAAAUCUCAUAUUCAAUCAUAUUGCUCUAAAAUUGGAUCUUGAGAAAUACUCAUUGUCUUGUUUCAUAAGUCAGAGGGCAUUUUCUUUGUUUUGAGAAUAUUAAAUAUUAGUUCAGGUAAAGACUGAGCAUCUUUAUGAAGCAAAUUGCAUCAUCUGUCAUAGUUGUUUCAAACUCAGGUGCUUGUUCGAAAAAAAAAAAAUAAAAAGGAAUAAUAAAACAUCUAAAAUUGUUAGUGAUUUAUAUUUUACCAAUUCCUUUGUAGGUUAUUAUGUGUGUGUAUGUAUGAAGGCAUGAUGUAUAUUUCCUUUUAGUAUAAAUCCUUGAUUAAAUUUAAAGGGAGAUUCAAAAGGAGUUUUACUUUUCUGGUUAGGAAUUUAGGACGAACUAUAUUUGUAUUAAAUCUAAUUUUUGCCAAGAUUCUAGAUGC
Oryzias melastigma (Indian medaka) is the source of this 2902-nucleotide messenger RNA. RefSeq lists its product as uncharacterized. Bases 679 to 1785 code for a protein of 368 amino acids. Gene Ontology annotation, molecular function: D-serine ammonia-lyase activity. The record is from RefSeq and is a predicted model, not a curated record. Gene Ontology annotation, biological process: D-serine catabolic process. The transcript is spliced from 10 exons. NCBI's taxonomy places the organism in Eukaryota, Metazoa, Chordata, Actinopteri, Beloniformes, Adrianichthyidae.